Phytophthora nicotianae INRA-310 is the source of this 1089-nucleotide messenger RNA. RefSeq lists its product as hypothetical. The record is from RefSeq and is a predicted model, not a curated record. The transcript has a single exon. Lineage: Eukaryota; Oomycota; Peronosporomycetes; Peronosporales; Peronosporaceae. Bases 1 to 966 code for a protein of 321 amino acids.
AUGACCAGCCCGUUACCUUCCGUGCACACCAUUGCGCCACCGGCCGCAUCUUUUCCUGCCAUGUUGCGCCACAAGAACGCGCUUGCAGCAUCCUACGCGUCGUAUGUCGUCCGCGUCCACACAAGACACGGCAUCAAGACGCUGUCCUUCGACGUACUUGCUGAGCUUUUCACUUUCACCGCCAAGAAAGCCGCCGAAGAUCUCGGUAUCAGCAGCCGCACUCUCAUCCGCGUGUGCCGAUCUCUGGGCAUUCGACGCUGGCCGUACCUGGGAUUCCGAAGCGAGAAGAACGUCGAACGCAUCCGCAUGGAGGCCAUGGAGAACCUUCGACGCAAACUCGAGAAGGAAGGCGAGUCGUUGCCCACUGCAGUUCUGCAUCCCAACGCGCCCAGUCUUCGAGGUGCGAGCGCUAAGCGUCUACUGCAAGUGAAGAUGCCGCAGCUGUGUCUACCAUCACUGGAAGGAGCAGUGUCAUCCAAGAUGUCUACUGUGCGCACGAGCUCUUGGUGCUCGUCCCCAACACUCUCCAACGCCACGACGACCAUUUCUGAUGAUGACGAGCGCAUGUCCGAGCCCGAUGAGAGUGAUUUCAUGGCAAACGCCCCUAUGGCGCAGCCCACGGCGUCUUUCUCUGCUCCCUACACUCCAGCAGCACCACUAUUGACCCCACCGCAUACGAUUCACGGCUUCAACCUCGACCUCAACCGUGUCAGUCCAAGCAAGGAGACUAGUGUCGCCUUCUCAAGCGUGAACCCGUGUCUUAAAAGUAACUCCUGGACAGCCCCACGGAUCUGCACGCAGACUACCAGAUCGCCGACGUCAACCAUUCCAUCGCUGAACCUACUCGUCGACGCCUCCAUCCUAACCAGCUUCAAAAACGACACACAGUCAAUGCCUGUCACCCAGGAGGGCCCACCCACUCACCCUCGCACCAUGUCGAUGCGGGACAUCCUGACGCGCCACUGAACACUUGAUACCACUCCAGUAUCCUCUGUAGUACUCGUCUGUAGCGUUUUAGUCUAGUCAAACGAAAGAAUCGAAACAUAAAUUACAGUCCACCCCAGCACCGAAUUGAUGCCACACUUCCCC